CCUUCACCAAGUGGGUGAACUCCCAUCUGUCCCGAGUGUCGUGCCGGAUCAGUGACCUGUACCAGGACCUGAGGGACGGCCGCAUGCUGCUGAAGCUGCUGGAGGUGCUGGCAGGGGAGAGGCUGCCUAAGCCCACUAAGGGCCGGAUGCGUAUCCACUGCCUGGAGAACGUGGACAAGGCUCUCCAGUUCCUGAAGGAGCAGCGCGUCCACCUGGAGAACAUGGGCUGCCACGACAUCGUGGACGGCAGCCACCGCCUCACGCUGGGCCUCGUGUGGACCAUCAUCCUGCGCUUCCAGAUCCAGGACAUCAGGGUGGAGACCGACGACAACAAAGAGAAACGAUCCGCUAAAGACGCCUUAAUGCUGUGGUGCCAGAUGAAGACCGCCGGAUAUUCCAACGUGAACAUUCGUAACUUCAGCACCAGCUGGAGGGACGGGCUGGCCUUCAACGCCCUGAUCCACAAGCACCGACCUGAUUUGAUCGACUUUGACAAACUGAAGAAAUCCAACGCUCACUACAACCUGCAGAACGCCUUCAACCUGGGGGAGCAGCACCUGGGCCUGACCCCCCUGCUGGACCCCGAGGAUAUCAGCGUGGACCAUCCGGAUGAGAAGUCGGUCAUCACCUACGUGGUGACCUACUACCACUACUUCUCCAAGAUGAAGGCCCUGAAGGUCGAGGGCAAACGCAUCGGGAAGGUGCUGGACAAUGCCAUCGAGACGGAGCUGAUGGUGGGGCGGUACGAGUCUCUGGCCUCAGACCUGCUGGAGUGGAUCCAGCAGACCGUCGUGAUCCUCAACAACAGGAAGUUCUCCAACUCUCUGGUGGGAGUGCAGCAGCAGCUUCAGGCCUUCAACACCUACCGCACGGCGGAGAAACCCCCCAAGUUCACAGAGAAGGGGAACCUGGAGGUUCUCCUGUUCACCAUCCAGAGCAAGAUGAGAGCCAACAACCAGAAGGUCUACAUGCCGCGGGAGGGAACGCUGCUCUCAGACAUCAACAAGGCCUGGGAGCGCCUGGAGAAGGCGGAGCACGAGAGGGAGCUGGCUCUGAGGGCGGAGCUGAUUCGUCAAGAGAAACUGGAACAACUCGCCAGACGCUUCGACCGCAAGGCGGCCAUGAGAGAGACCUGGCUGAGUGAGAACCAGAGGCUGGUGUCGCAGGACAACUUUGGGUUUGACCUCCAGGCCGUGGACGCGGCCACCAAGAAGCACGAGGCGAUAGAGACGGACAUCGCGGCGUACGAGGAGCGCGUCUCGGCCGUGGUCUCCGUGGCCAGGGAGCUGGAGGCGGAGCAAUACCACGACAUCAAACGCAUCACGGCCAGGAAGGACAACGUGAUCCGGCUGUGGGAGUACCUGCUGGAGCUGCUGAAGGCCCGCAGGCAGAGACUGGAGAUGAACCUGGGCCUGCAGAGAGUGUUCCAGGAGAUGCUCUACAUCAUGGACUGGAUGGACGAGAUGAAGAUGUUGCUGCUGUCUCAGGAUUAUGGGAAACACCUGCUGGGCGUGGAGGACCUGCUUCAGAAACACACCCUGGUGGAGGCAGACAUCUCCAUCCAGGCUGACCGGGUGAAGGCAGUCGGCACCAACGCCACCAAGUACUCCAUCGGCGACGCCGGCUACAAGCCCUGCGACCCUCAGGUCAUCCAGGGCCGCGUCUCCCACCUGGAGUUCUGCUACCAGGAGCUCACCCAGCUCGCCGCUGAGCGCCGCGCCCACCUGGAGGAGUCCCGCCGUCUCUGGAAGUUCUUCUGGGAGAUGGCUGAAGAGGAAGGCUGGAUCUGUGAGAAGGAGCAGAUCCUGUCCUCCGUGGAGCGCGGCAAGGACCUGACGGGGGUGCUCCGCCUCCUCAGCCAGCACCGCGCCCUCGAGGACGAGAUGAGCGGCCGCGCCGGCCACCUCAAGCACUCCGUUGCAGAGGGCCAGGUCAUGGUGCAGACCGACCACUUCGCCGCCGCCCGGAUCCAGGAGCGCAUCGACGACCUGCAGGCUCAGUGGGCGGCGCUGGAGCGGCUGGCGGCGCUGAGGAGGAGGAGGCUGGAGGAGGCGCUGGCGCUGCACCAGUUCCAGGCCGAUGCGGACGAUGUCGACGCCUUGACGCUGGACGCCCUGCGUAUCGUCUCCAGCGGAGAGACGGGCCAUGAUGAGUUCUCCACCCUGGCCCUCUUCAGGAAGCACAAGGAUGCGGCGGCAGAGGUGGCCAGCUACCGGCCGGUCAUCGACUCGCUCCGCGAGCAGGCGGCCUCGCUGCCUCGAGAGGAGGCCGAGUCAGAGGAGGUGCGUGGACGUCUGGCUGGCAUCGAGGAGCGCCACAAGGAGGUCACGGCGCUGACCAAGCUGAGGAAGCAGGCGCUGCAAGAUGCCCUGGCACUCUACAAAAUGUUCAGCGAGGUCAACGCCUGCGAGGUCUGGAUCGACGAGAAGGAGCAGUGGCUCAACAGCAUGGAGAUCCCAGAGAAGUUGGAGGACCUUGAAGUGGUCCAGCACAGGUUUGAGAGUCUGGAGCCGGAGAUGAACAACCAGGCAUCUCGUGUUGCUGUGGUGAACCAGAUCGCUCGGCAGCUGAUGCACAACGGCCACCCGAGUGAAAAGGACAUCAUCAAAACCCAGCAGGACAAACUCAACAACAGGUGGAGCCAGUUCCGAGAUCUGUUAGACCAGAAGAAAGAGUCCCUGAACUCGGCUCUGGGUGUGCAGAACUACCACCUCGACUGCAACGAGACCAAGUCCUGGAUCAAAGAGAAGACCAAAGUCAUCGAGUCCACCCAGGAGCUGGGUAACGACCUCACUGGCGUCAUGGCCCUGCAGCGCAAGCUGACCGGUAUGGAGCGUGACCUGGCUGCCAUCGAGGACAAGCUGGGCGGCCUGCGGGGCGAAGCCCAGCAGCUGGCAGAGGAGCACCCCGACCAGGCAAAGGCCAUCACCGGCCGGCUGGCUGAGACCACCGGCGUCUGGGAGGAAAUGAAGAACACUCUGAAGACCCGCGAGGAGUCACUGGGCGAGGCCAGGAAGCUGCAGCAGUUUUUGCGCGAGCUGGAUGACUUCCAGUCGUGGCUGUCUCGCACUCAGACAGCCAUCGCCUCGGAGGACAUGGCCAACACGCUGGCCGAGGCCGAGAAGCUCAUGGCCCAGCACCAAGGCAUCAAGAACGAGAUCCAGAACUACGAAGAGGACUACCAGAAGAUGCGGGACAUGGGGGACAUGGUGACGCGGGGCCAGACGGACGCACAGCACAUGUUCCUUCAUCAGAGGCUGCAGGCGCUCGACACCGGCUGGAACGAGCUGCACAAGAUGUGGGAGAACCGACAGAAGCUGCUGUCCCAGUCCCAUGCCUACCAGCUGUUCCUCAGGGACACCAAGCAGGCAGAGGCCUUCCUCAACAACCAGGAGUACGUCCUGGCUCAUACCGAGAUGCCCGCCACGCUCCAGGGCGCGGAGGCCGCCAUUAAGAAGCAGGAGGACUUCAUGACCACCAUGGAUGCCAACGAAGACAAGAUCAACGGCGUGGUGGAGGCCGGCCGGCGGCUGGCCGGCACCGGAAACAUCAACGGCGAGCGCAUCCAGGAGAGAGUCGCUUCCAUCGACGACAGACACAAGAAGAACCGGGAGGCUGCGGUGGAGCUGCUCAUGAGGCUGAAGGACAACAGAGACCUGCAGAAGUUCCUGCAGGACUGCCAGGAGCUGUCUCUGUGGAUCAAUGAGAAGAUGCUCACGGCCCAGGACAUGACCUACGACGAGGCCAGGAACCUGCACAGCAAGUGGCUGAAGCACCAGGCCUUCAUGGCCGAGCUGCAGGCCAACAAGGAGUGGCUGGACAAGAACCAGAAGGACGGGAUGCUGCUGGUGUCCGAGAAGCCGGAGACGGAGGCGGUGGUGAAGGAGAAGAUGGCGGCACUGCACGCCAUGUGGGAGGAGCUAGAGUCGACCACGCAGACCAAAGCUCAGUGUCUGUUCGACGCCAACAAGUCGGAGCUGUUCACGCAGAGCUGCGCCGACCUGGACAAGUGGAUGGGAGGCCUGGAGGGUCAGAUCCAGUCCGAGGACCACGGCAAUGACCUGACCUCCGUCAACAUCCUGCUGAAGAAGCAACAGAUGCUGGAGAAGCAGGUGGAGGUGCGGCAGAAGGAGGUGGUGGAGCUGCAGACCCAGGUGAAGGCUCUGGGGCAGGAGGGGAAGGACCCGGAGGAGGUAGACGGGCGGAGGCAGCUGGUGGAGAUGAAGUUCCAGGAGCUGCUGGAGCCGCUUCGCCAGCGCAAGAACGUCCUGGUGGAGUCGAGAGAAGUUUACCAGUUCAACCGAGACGUGGAAGACGAGAUUCUGUGGGUUCAGGAGAGGAUGGCCGUCGCCACAUCCUCUGACCACGGACACAACCUGCAGACGGUCCAGCUGCUCAUCAAGAAGAACCAGACCCUGCAGAAGGAGGUCCAGGGCCACCAGCCUCGUAUCAACGGCAUCCUGCAGCGCAGCCAGAGCCUCUUGAAGGACGAGACCCGGCGGCGCCAGGCCGACCUGCAGCAGCUGUGGGGGCGGCUGACGGAGGAGGUGGAGCUUCGGCACGGCCGGCUGGAGGAGGCGCACAAAGCCCAGCAGUACUACUUUGACGCCGCCGAGGCCGAGGCCUGGAUGAGCGAGCAGGAGCUGUACAUGAUGUCAGAGGAGAAGGCCAAGGACGAGCUGAGCGCCGUCACCAUGCAGAAGAAGCACCAGAUCGUGGAGCAGGCGGUGGAGGACUACGCCGAGACGGUCCACCAGCUGUCCAAGACCAGCAGAGGCCUGGUGGCCCACGGGCACCCCGAGAGUGAGCGAAUCAGCAUGCGUCAAUCCCAGGUGGAUAAGUUGUACGCUGGCCUGAAGGACCUAUCAGAGGAGAGGCGGGGCAAACUGGACGAGAGGCUCCGCCUCUUCCAGCUGAACCGGGAGGUGGACGACCUGGAGCAGUGGAUCGCUGAGCGGGAGGUGGUGGCCGGGUCUCACGAGCUGGGGCAGGACUACGAGCACGUGACGAUGUUGCAGGAGCGUUUCCGUGAGUUUGCUCGGGACACCGGGAACAUCGGCCAAGAGCGCGUGGACGCCGUCAACCGCCUGGCGGACGAGCUGAUCAACGCCGGCCACGGCGACGCGGCCACGGUGGCGGAGUGGAAGGACGGGCUGAACGAGGCCUGGGCCGACCUGCUGGAGCUCAUCGACACCAGGACGCAGAUCCUAGCCGCCUCCUUCGAGCUCCACAAGUUCUACCAGGACGCCAAGGAGAUCCUGGGCCGCGUGCUGGACAAGCAGCAGAAGCUGCCGGAGGAGGCGGGCCGCGACCAGAACACGGUGGACGCGCUGCAGAGGAUGCACAGCACCUUCCAACACGACAUCCAGGCCCUGGGGACGCAGGUGAGGCAGCUGCAGGAGGACGCGGUGCGCCUGCAGUCGGCGUAUGCCGGAGACAAAGCCGACGACAUCCAGCGGCGGGAGAGCGAGGUGCUGGAGGCCUGGAGGGGUCUGCUGGAGGCCUGCGAUGGACGCAGGCUCCGCCUCCUCGACACCGGAGACAAGUUCAGGUUCUUCAGCAUGGUCCGAGACCUCCUGCUGUGGAUGGACGACGUGAUCCGGCUUAUCGAGGCCCAGGAGAAUCCCAGAGACGUGUCGUCGGUGGAGCUGCUGAUGAACAACCACCAGGGCACCAAGGCCGAGGUCGACGCCCGGAACCACAGCUUCAGCUCCUGCAUCGAGCUGGGAAAGAGCCUGCUGGCCCGCAGGCACUACGCCUCGGAGGAGAUCAAGGAGAAGCUGCUGCAGCUGACGGACAAGAGGAAGGAGAUGAUCGACAAGUGGGAGGACCGAUGGGAGUGGCUCCGCCUCAGUAAGACUCACUGAGGCCGAGUCUUGGAGGUGCACCAGUUCUCUCGGGAUGCGGGCGUGGCCGAGGCGUGGCUGCUGGGCCAGGAGCCCUACCUGUCGGGGAGGGAGGUG
Molecule: messenger RNA, 5963 nt
Organism: Pseudoliparis swirei
Lineage: Eukaryota; Metazoa; Chordata; Actinopteri; Perciformes; Liparidae
Product: spectrin beta chain, non-erythrocytic 1-like
Exons: 28
Coding region: 84-5867 (1927 amino acids)
Biological process (GO): protein localization to plasma membrane; actin cytoskeleton organization
Cellular component (GO): cell junction; spectrin; cell projection
Molecular function (GO): actin filament binding; structural constituent of cytoskeleton
Source: RefSeq, a predicted model, not a curated record